GAAUUUUACAUUAUGUUGUAGGACCAUAUCUAUUAUACAUGUUUGGAUAUGCGUUGGAUUGAAAUAUUUUAAUCGAAUAGACGAGUCGGGUACAUCGCUUAAAUGUUUAAAACUUGUUUCUUGAUUGGUUUUGGUUUGAUAUAAUUUUGACCAGAGAUGGGUGAGGAAGCUAAGGCAGUGGUUCCCGAAUCACUCUUGAAGAAGCAGAAGAGGAAUGAAGAAUGGGAGCUCGCCAAGGAGCAGGAGCUCGAAGCCUCGAAGAAGAAGAAAGUCGAGAACGGCAAGCUGAUCAAGAGAGCUAAGCAAUAUGCAAAGGAGUACGAGGCUAAGGAGGAAGAGUUGAUUCAAUUGAAGCGGGAGGCUAAGCUGAAAGGAGGAUUCUACGUUGAUCCAGAAGCUAAGCUUUUGUUCAUCGUUCGAAUUCGUGGCAUCAAUGCCAUGCAUCCGAGGACAAUAAAGAUCUUGCUGCUCUUGCAAUUGAGACGGAUCUUCAAUGGUGUUUUCCUUAAAGUAAACAAGGCAACAAUGAACAUGCUUCACCUUGUCGAACCUUACGUGACUUACGGAUACCCUAAUCUCAAGAGUGUGAGGGAAUUGAUUUACAAAAGAGGCUACGGUAAGUUGAAGAACCAGAGAAUUGCUUUGACCGACAAUGCAAUCGUGGAGCAGGGCCGUAUUUGUUUCCAUUUACAAGGUUUUCGUUUUUCGUGCCAAAUGUUUCCGGAGCAUCCUUGUUUCUUUUCGUAACCGAUUGCAGGCUCUCGGCAAAUUCGGGAUCAUC
Hibiscus syriacus is the source of this 781-nucleotide messenger RNA. RefSeq names its product 60S ribosomal protein L7-4-like. The record is from RefSeq and is a predicted model, not a curated record. Gene Ontology annotation, cellular component: cytosolic large ribosomal subunit. Lineage: Eukaryota; Viridiplantae; Streptophyta; Magnoliopsida; Malvales; Malvaceae. Bases 157 to 747 code for a protein of 196 amino acids. The transcript has 5 exons. Gene Ontology annotation, biological process: maturation of LSU-rRNA from tricistronic rRNA transcript (SSU-rRNA, 5.8S rRNA, LSU-rRNA). Gene Ontology annotation, molecular function: structural constituent of ribosome; RNA binding.